AUGUUUGGUCUUGCAGAAGACAUACAACAAGGGAAAAUCUCAAUAUCAAAUCUUCACCUACGAGAUGUUGAAGAUAUAACAAUGAAUGAAGAAACAGUUAACACAUUUUUUAAAGAAUUAUAUGAAUCAGGAGAUGGUGAUUAUUCAUUUGAAGGAGACAAAGAAAUGAAAGUAUAUAAAUUUAUUUUAUCAACGCGAUGUUCAUAUUUUUAUCAAUACUUUAGUUUAGAAAAACAACCAACGAUUGAAUUAAAUAAAGAAACAUUAAAAGGAUUUAUUACAUGGUGUUAUACAAAUAAAAUUGAAAUGGAAAUGAAAGAAUGUUUAGAAUUACUUCAUUUUAUUCAAAAGAAUUGGAUUAAUGAACCAAUUAGUAGUAUAUUUUAUUGUAUUAUUAAAAGAAUUAAAAAUGACUUUGAAGCAAAUAUAUAUGAUAAUUGGGCAUUAGUAGAAGAAUUCUUUUUAAAUGAAGCACAUAGAAGAUAUUAUGAAGAUUAUUUUAAAAGUUUAAGUCAACUUUGUUUAAAAGAAAUAAUAAAUAAAAAAGAUUAUUCAUUUGUAGGAAAGAUAUUACCAUAUGUAUUACUUUCAAUGAAUAAACAUAUUGAAAUUAUAAAAGAAAAAAAGAAUAUUGAAAAGAAAAAGAAAACAAAAAAAAAUAUAACAAAACCAAUUGAAACAGAUUUAACAGUUACUCUUCUUCAUCAAGAAAAAAAACCAAAAAAAUUAAAUACUAAAGAAUUGUUAGAAACAAAUGUUCAUAAAGAAAAAAAAUUAUCGAAAAAAGAAAUUUCUAAUGGUAUUGAAGAUGAAUUAUUAAUUUCUUCAAAUCGUCUUGAUACUCAAUUCCCUUUAAAUAGUCAAAACACUUCUUUGAUUAAUAAACUUCUUUCUUCUUUAUUAAGAAAUAAAGCAUCAUUCGCAUUUAAAGAACCAGUUGACCCUCAAUUAACAGGUGCAAUUAAUUAUUUUGAUAUUAUUAAACAUCCAAUGGACCUUGGAACAAUAAAAAAUAAAUUAAAAGAUAAAACUUAUAAAAAUGUAAAUGAAGUACUUUCUGAUAUUGAUUUAGUUUGGAAUAAUGCAUUUAAAUAUAAUGCCCCUAAUUCUGAAGUUUGGAAUCUUGCUAAAACAAUGUCAGAUGCAUAUGAAAAGAAACUAUCAACAAUGAAAUUUUCUAUUUAA
Messenger RNA from Entamoeba histolytica HM-1:IMSS, 1185 nucleotides. Its product is annotated as bromodomain protein, putative. Lineage: Eukaryota; Evosea; Mastigamoebida; Endamoebidae. Gene Ontology annotation, molecular function: protein binding. The coding region runs from base 1 to 1185 and encodes 394 amino acids. The transcript has a single exon. The record is from RefSeq and is a predicted model, not a curated record.